AUGGCAGACACCAAGUACGAAGACGCUGAGCAGCACGAGUAUAUGGAACCCGCUCCCACCAUGACGGCUGCCCGCUAUGUGGCAACGCGUAUUCCGACACUCAAGCCCGCGCACGACAAGGUUGCAAAUCCCAUCGCCCUGCUUCGCAUGCUCAACGUCCAGCAAUGGCUAUUCUUUCUUGUUGCCUUCUUCGCUUGGACGUGGGAUGCCUUUGACUUUUUCACCGUUUCCCUUACCAUUGAAAACCUCGCCGAGACGUUUGGCAAGACCCAAGCCGACAUCACGUGGGGCAUUACGCUAGUCCUUAUGCUGAGAAGCGUGGGCAGCAUCAUCUUCGGCUUGGCUGCUGAUCGCUAUGGAAGGAAGUGGCCGUUUGUUAUCAACAACCUCUUGUUCAUUAUCCUUGAACUUGGCACGGGCUUUUGUUCGACGUACAAGGAAUUCCUGGGCGUACGCGCCUUGUUUGGAAUUGCUAUGGGUGGAUUGUAUGGUAACGCCGCUGCAACUGCUCUCGAAGACUGUCCUGAACAAGCUCGUGGACUCAUGUCUGGUAUCCUGCAGCAAGGCUACGCAUUCGGUUAUCUACUUGCCACAGUCUUUGCACGUGCCUUUGUUGAUACCGUCGGUCAUGGGUGGCGCCCUCUGUUCUGGUUCGGUGCGGGGCCUCCGGUUCUUAUCAUCAUCUUCCGUCUGUGCCUUCCAGAGACGAACGCCUAUCGCGAACGUCAGCGUAUCCGCGAAGAACAACCCAGUGCGGCCAAGACGUUUGUUGACGAGGGCAAGGUGGCCCUCAAGAGGCACUGGCUGCUACUCGUCUAUCUUGUGCUCCUCAUGGCCGGCUUUAAUUUCAUGUCCCAUGGCAGCCAGGAUCUUUACCCGACCAUGUUGAAGAACCAAUACAACUUCUCAGCAAACCAGGUGACCGUCACCCAAGUCGUAGCCAACCUAGGGGCUAUGACUGGCGGCACACUUGUCGGAUACUGUUCGUCCAUUUUCGGCCGUCGCAUCAGUAUCAUUGUCAUGUGCUUCCUCGGCGGGGCGCUGCUCUAUCCCUAUACCUUCACCUCGAGUGAUGCUGUCAUUGCCGCAGCCUUUUUCCAGCAAUUCUGCGUCCAAGGCGCGUGGGGGGUCAUCCCAAUCCAUCUCAUGGAACUUUCGCCGGGCUCCUUCCGCACGUUUGUCGUGGGAACUAGUUACCAGCUUGGCAAUCUCGCUUCCUCUGCUUCAUCUACCAUUGAAGCAACGAUUGGUGAGAAGUUCCCUCUGCCACCAAAGGGCAAAGUCUCGCGGUACAAAUACGGACUGGUCAUCUGUAUCUUCAUGGGGUGUGUGUAUGCAUAUGUUAUUUUGCUGACCGCAAUUGGGCCCGAGUAUAGGGGCAAGGACUUUGAUGCUGCCGCGGAUGAGGAUUUGGCGAUUGCUACCGGUGCAGAUGCGGGCAAGUAUGAGACCAAAAAGCAGGUGGAGGAUCUGGAAUCGAGGCCGGAUGCGUGA
Molecule: messenger RNA, 1494 nt
Organism: Bipolaris victoriae FI3
Lineage: Eukaryota; Fungi; Ascomycota; Dothideomycetes; Pleosporales; Pleosporaceae
Exons: 2
Coding region: 1-1494 (497 amino acids)
Biological process (GO): plasma membrane lactate transport
Cellular component (GO): plasma membrane
Molecular function (GO): secondary active monocarboxylate transmembrane transporter activity
Source: RefSeq, a predicted model, not a curated record